This is a messenger RNA of Naegleria lovaniensis, 1203 nucleotides long. RefSeq lists its product as uncharacterized. The coding region runs from base 1 to 1203 and encodes 400 amino acids. Gene Ontology annotation, biological process: DNA replication, synthesis of primer. Lineage: Eukaryota; Heterolobosea; Eutetramitea; Acrasida; Naegleriidae. Gene Ontology annotation, cellular component: alpha DNA polymerase:primase complex. The transcript is spliced from 2 exons. The record is from RefSeq and is a predicted model, not a curated record.
AUGGCCAUCACCAACGAACAACUCAAACAAUACUAUGAGAAAUACUUUCCUUUCUCACUACUCGCCCAAUGGCUCCAUCCAGGAGAUGAAAAACAAAUCAUCAACCGAGAAUUUUCCUAUUCCUUCAAAGUAGUAAAUCCAAAAACACAACAAUCCGAAGUUAUUUUCUCUCGGUACAAGUGCGUCAAGAGUGGAGAUGAUUUGAAAGAGCAAGUGGUCAAGUAUUCCAAUGCUCCAGUCAAACUUGAUAUUGGACCUGUUUAUAAUAUGGCAGUCUCAAAGAAGAAUCAAGUUUCAAACUCAGUUCUCAUUCCUACUGAAAAGGAAUAUUGCAUUGAUAUUGAUAUUUCCGAUUAUGAUGAUGUCAGAUUUUGUGGCUGUAGAGGUGGUAAAUAUUGUGAAAAAUGUUGGCGAUUGAUGAAUUGUGCAAUGGAAGUUUUGGACCAUUUGUUGGUUGAUGUUUUUGGGACCAAGCAUUUGAUUUGGGUGUACAGUGGUAGAAGAGGAAUUCACUGUUGGGCAAGUGAUGAAUUGUUAAAAAAGCUCAACAAUGAAGGAAGAUCAGCCAUUUCUAGAUUUAUUCAUAUUUAUCAAAACAACUCGGUGGUUGGUGAGAAACAAUCGAAAAGAGUGAAUCUUUCUGGAACUGCUCAUCCCACUUUUGAUAUUGACUCGCAAGUUUUCACGAUAUGUGAAAGAUACUUUAUGGAUGUAUUUGUGAAUGGAAUGGGUAUUUUUGAUGACGAAGAAACAAUGCAGACAUCCAUUCCUUACAUUCUUAACCUUAUUUAUAUCAAUGAUGUAAAGAACACGAUUCAAGAAAUUCUCAACUCGGGGAAAAGUGGUGACGCUGUUUACACAGAACUCAGAGACACUUUAUUGAGAGAUAAGAAAAACAAACACUUUUUGUGGGAAAUUGUCUACUCGUUUGUGUAUCCUCGUCUUGACGUGAACGUCUCGAAAGGUUUUAACCAUUUGCUCAAGAGUCCAUAUUGUGUGCACCCAGACACAGGCAAUAUUUGUGUACCAAUUCGACGACAUCAUUAUCAAUUCUAUCCUGAUACUCAUGGCGUUAGUUUGCAAAACCUGCUGUCCAAUACAGACAAUGGCAAGUUCAAUGAAAGUCUCAAGAUUUUCAAAGAGCAUGUACAAGCUCUUGCAAAGGCAAAGAACAACUCAAGUAUGGACACCCUCGAAUUCUAA